AUGAAUCUUAUUGCUCAAUCAAGUGAAGAGCAUCCAUCUCCUCCAAGCACACCAAGUGACGAUCAAGACUAUAUCAUUCAAGAGAAUAGUGGUGAAGAAGAACCUUGUCCCAUCGGUCCACCCACUCUAUUUCAAUACAUUGAUCAAAGAGCACAGGAGUUGUUAAGGGAACUAAGGGAGGAGUGUCCUAAACUAAAAAUGGGUGAUGAACCAAGGCCAUUGAAGGACUACACCAUUCCUACUUUCACAAAUCAUCCAAGUUGCAUUGUCUUGCCACCAUGUGUUCAUGCCUUUUCUAUUAUGCCAAGUACCUUGCAACUUCUACCGGCUUUUGAUGGUGGCUUCACCGGUGAUCCAUUUAGGCACAUCAAGCUAUUCAAUGAAGUUUGCUCAACGGUCCAACUCAAUGGUAUUGAUGAAGACAACCUUAGGCUAAGGCUUUUUCCUUUCUCAUUGAAGGAUAAGGCCAAAGAUUGGUUGUACAAGAUUCCGGCGGCAAGUAUCAAUUCAUGGGAUAACAUGAAAGCCGCAUUCCUCAAGAAGUACUUUCCACCAUCAAAGAGCAAUGCAUUAAGGAACUUACUCAUGACUUUCCAAGAGUUUCCAUCUGAAUUGUUUCACGAGUCUUGGGAGAGAUUCAAAGACAUGGAGCAAAAUUGCCCUAAUCAUGGUGUCAAGAAAUGGUUGUUAUUGAGCACUUUCUACAAUGGGUCAAGCCAAGAUACCAAGAGACGAAUUGACAAUGCUUGUCAAGGGAGCUUCAUGGAGAAGAAUGAGAUCGAAGCGGAAAGUGUUCUUGACUCAUUAGCCGAGUCAUCCCAACUCUAUGAUAAUCAAAGUGAUAGAAGACCGGUGAAAGAAGCCAAUGUCAUUUUGAAGGAUCAACACAGAAGAGGAGGUAUGUAUGAGAUGGAUUCACCAAAUACUCAAAUGCAAAUUGAGUUGAAGAGGAUUGAGGCCAACAUGAAUAAGAAGCUAGACUUGAUUCUUAAUACUCAAGGAAACCGAGAGCAACUCCAACCUAUGUCGAGCAAGAUGGUUGAGCAAGUGUGCUUAAUUUGUGAGAAUGAUCAACAUGAGACAAUGCUUUGUCCAAGAGGAGGUGCACUUCAAGUUGAUAUGGAGCAAUGCAACCAAGUUGGUUUCCAACCAAGGCCAAGAAAUGAUCCAUAUAGUAACACCUACAAUCCCGGAUGGAGAAACCACCCCAACUUUGGGUGGGGAGGCAACCAAAACCGAGAUCAAGGGUUUGGCAAUCGUGAGCAAGGCCAAGGUUUUCAAAGAUCUAGUGGUGGCUAUCAAGGUGCAAGCUCCUCCAACUACAACAAUCAAGGAGCCAACAAUCAAUUCCAAAGGGCACCUUAUCAACCUCCACCUCAACCACAACCUAUAGUACCACCUCAAGAGUCAUUGAAGAAGCCUAGUGUUGAAGACAUGUUGAUGAAUUUCUUUGUGGAGAACAAGGGUACUCAAGCAAAACAAGAUGAGAAGAUUAAUGUCCUUCACCAAAGCAUGAGCAAGCUUGAGAUACAAAUGGGACAACUAGCCCAAGAGUUAAGCCAAAGGAAGCAAGGUGUGUUUCCAAGCCAAGUGGAGAACAACCCAAGGCAUGAAGCCAAAGCCAUUACUACUUUAAGAAGUGGGAGGCAAGUUGAGAACAAUGUGUACAUGCCUAAAAAUGAGGAAGUUGUAACUCCAAGGGAGCCACCUGGUUUUGAAAAGAGAGAAAAGGGCAAGGCAAGAGAAUUGUCACAUGGAGAAGUCAUCUUGGGGUUUAAUGAUGGUGAAGAAGAAGCUUUGAAUGACAAGAUGAAUGCCUUUGACAAGCCUUUGGGUUUGAGAGUAGCCUUAGAAGAAGAAGUGCAAGAGGAAGCCUUGAAGAACGAAUUUAAUGUCAAGGUCGGAACUCAUGACAAAGAAGGCUCUACAUCUACUCCAACAGAAAGGCCAUUCAAAAGAGGUAUCACCUUCAAUCCUCCUAUGAAGAUAGUUCAAGAGAAAGAAAUUUCCCUUCCUUAUCCUCAAUUUCAAAGGAAAGAGGUAUUGAAGCAAAAGAAUGAGAAGGUGAAGAAAGAGUUCCUUGAUUUAUUUAGGAAGGUGGAGAUUAACAUCCCUCUUUUGGAUGCAAUCAAAACCAUUCCUACAUAUGCCAAGUUUCUCAAGGAGCUAUGUACCCACAAGAGGAAGUUUGAGAAGGAUGAGAAAGUGUGUCUAAGUGAAGAAGUUAGUGCGGUUUUGCAAAGGAAGCUUCCACCAAAGUUGAAAGAUCCGGGUUCAUUCACCGUUCCAUGCAAGAUAGGUAAAACUUUCUUUGAUAAAGCUUUGAUGGAUUUGGGUGCUAGUAUCAACUUAAUGCCUUAUAGUAUCUAUGAGUCUCUUGGAAUUGGUGAAAUCCGGCCCAUUGCUAUCUCUUUGCAAAUGGCGGAUAGGAGUGUUGUUUACCCAAGAGGGGUUGUGGAAAAUGUUCUUGUGAAGGUACAAGACUUGAUCCUACCGGCCGAUUUCAUCAUUCUAGACAUGGAAGAGGCUCCUCUCCAUGAGAAGGAGUUGCCUAUCAUCCUUGGGAGAGCAUUUAUGGCAACCGCCGGUACUAAGAUUGAUGUCAAGGAGGGGUUGAUGACCAUGACCGUUCAUGAUACUACCAUUGCUUUUAGAAUCUUUGAUGCAAUGAGUAAGCCAUCAAAUGCCUAUGAUUGUUUCCGGAUUGACGUUUUGGAUGGUAUUGACAAGAUGGUGGAGAAAACUUUCAUUGAAAAUGCAUCUCAAGAUCCAUUGGAGACAUGUUUGCAUCAUAAUGGCAUAGAGUUCAUUGAGGAGGCAACCAGAGAAGCCGAGCUUACACUUGAAGCCUUAAGGCCUUGCACUCCACAUUUGCAACCAAAGGUUGAGGUACCUCUUGCUAACUCUACUCCUUUACUUCCAUCAAUUAAAUAUCCUCCUACUCUUGACAUGAAACCACUUCCUUCUCAUUUAAAGUAUGCUUUUAUUGGUGAAAACCACAAGUUGCCCGUAAUUAUCUCUUCAUGUUUGAGUGCUUUGCAAGAACAAAAGCUACUUAGAAUGUUGGAUGAACACAAGGAGGCCAUUGGUUGGACUAUUGCUGAUAUCAAAGGCAUAAGUCCAAGUAUGUGCAUGCAUAAGAUCCUCCUUGAAGAUGAUAUGAAGCCUAGGAGGGAUCCACAAAGGAGGCUCAAUCCUCCAAUGCAAGAAGUAGUGAGGAAGGAAGUAAUGAAGCUACUUGAUGUUGGUGUCAUCUACCCCAUUUCCGAUUCAAAGUGGGUGUCACCGGUUCAAGUGGUUCCUAAGAAGAGUGGCAUAACGGUUGUGGCCAAUGAUAAAGGAGAGCUUGUCCCUCAAAGAGUGGCAAAUGGGUGGAGAGUGUGCAUAGACUACCGAAAGCUCAAUAAUGCCACAAGAAAUGAUCACUUUCCAUUGCCAUUCAUUGAUCAAAUGCUAGAAAGACUUGCCGGCCAUGAGUAUUAUUGCUUUCUUGAUGGGUAUAGUGGCUACAAUCAAAUCCCCAUUGCUCCAGAAGACCAAGACAAGACUACCUUCACUUGUCCAUAUGGUACAUUUGCCUAUAGAAGAAUGCCAUUCGGUUUGUGCAAUGCACCGGCAACUUUUCAAAGGUGCAUGAUUUCCAUUUUUAGUGAUAUGGUGGAGAGAUUCAUUGAAGUGUUCAUGGAUGACUUUAGUGUCUUUGGGGAUUCAUUUGAUCAAUGCCUACACCAUUUGGCACUUGUGCUUCAAAGAUGUGAAGAUUGCAACUUAGUCUUGAAUUGGGAGAAGUGCCACUUCAUGGUGAAUGAGGGGAUUGUUCUUGGGCAUGUGGUGAGUGCAAGAGGAAUGGAAGUUGACAAGGCCAAGGUGGAGCUCAUUUCUAAGUUACCACCUCCACAUAAUGUCAAAGCAAUUAGAAGUUUUCUUGGACAUGCCGGUUUCUAUAGAAGGUACAUGAAGGAUUUCUCCAAGAUCUCUAAGCCUCUUUGUGAUUUGCUAGCCAAAGAAGCUCCUUUUGUGUUUGAUGAACAUUGUUUGAAAGCAUUUGAGACAAUCAAGGUGAUGCUCACUCAAGCUCCUAUCAUGAUUGCACCGGAUUGGUCUCUUCCUUUUGAGUUAAUGUGUGAUGCUUCGGAUUAUGCUAUGGGAGCGGUUUUGGCUCAAAAGAAGGAAAAGGUACUUCGUGCUAUUUACUAUGCUAGUCGUACCUUGAAUGAUGCACAAAUUAACUACACCACAACAGAGAAAGAACUUCUUGCAAUUAUCUUUGCUCUUGAGAAGUUUAGAAGCUAUUUGCUUGGUACCAAAGUUGUUGUGCACACGGAUCAUAGUGCCUUGAAGUAUCUUUUGUCAAAAAAAGAGGCUAAGCCAAGAUUGAUAAGAUGGAUUUUGUUGUUGCAAGAGUUUGAUAUUGAGAUCAAAGACAAACCGGGAAAAGAAAACCAAGUGGCGGAUCAUUUGUCAAGAUUGGUUGAAGGAGGUGAUGACUCCUCCAUUCCUUUGAAGGACACUUUUCCGGAUGAGCAAUUGUUCAAUAUCAAUGUCAAAAAGCUCCCAUGGUUUGCUAGUUUGGUGAACUACCAUGCAAGUGAAGGGAAGUACAUUCCAAGUGAGCUUGAUUAUCAAGGAAGGAAGCGAUUCCUCAAGGAAGCACGCCAUUAUUUGUGGGAUGACCCAUAUUUGUUCAAGUUUGGCAAGGAUCAAAUGUUGAGAAGAUGCAUAGCUCAAGAGGAGGUUCCUAGUAUCCUUUCUCAUUGCCAUACACUUGCUUGUGGAGGUCAUUUUGGAGGGAAGAAGACGGCAUUCAAGGUACUAAGUUGCGGUUUUUAUUGGCCUACUCUUUUCAAAGAUGCACAUGCCUAUGUUAGUGCUUGUGAUUGAUGCCAAAG
Molecule: messenger RNA, 4889 nt
Organism: Rosa chinensis
Lineage: Eukaryota; Viridiplantae; Streptophyta; Magnoliopsida; Rosales; Rosaceae
Exons: 1
Coding region: 1-4881 (1626 amino acids)
Source: RefSeq, a predicted model, not a curated record